Molecule: messenger RNA, 774 nt
Organism: Synchytrium microbalum
Lineage: Eukaryota; Fungi; Chytridiomycota; Chytridiomycetes; Synchytriales; Synchytriaceae
Exons: 1
Coding region: 1-774 (257 amino acids)
Source: RefSeq, a predicted model, not a curated record
AUGACUCUAUCAAAUCCAUCCAGCCAGCAAUCUGGCACGAACGUCGACCAAACAACGUCUCAAUCUCAAACACCAACUCCUGUAUCUGCACGAGCUCCUCCCAACACGCCCAUGGGACUGGCAUCGUCUCCUGUAUCUGCCACAAGAAGCCAUAGCUCAUCCAUCACUAGCAGGAGCUCGCCCAUCACGAGGCAGGUUGCUUCAUUCAAUGAUGCUGAAGAGGAGGACGAAGACGAGGACGACGAGGGUGAAUGGGAGGAAGAUGAAGAAGAUAACGAUGAAGUCGACGAGGCAUCAAAUAAUAACAAUAAUAAUAACACAAGAACACAUAUACACACACACCAACCCCACCUCGAACUCCAACCAAACGGCCUUCCACGUCCACCACCACUAACAGCCUUCCGCAACAUGCCUGGUCUCGUAAUCCUACACUACUUUAUCCUCCCAUUUUGUCAAGGUGCCAUGUAUGGGUUGGGUGAAACUACUGCUAGAUUCUGGAUGCGUAGAUGGUUUGGAGAUAUGGUCGCUCCUUCUGUGAGCUCGAAUGCGCUGGUUAAGAAGGCGUUGAUAUCUAAUAGGGAUAUGGUCGUGGUCACGUCGCCAAAUGAAGAAGAUGUUUGGGAACGUGUUGUGGAGUCGAUAUUUGGGGGACGUAGUCCUGUCAAAAGAAGAAGUAGGGUAGUUGAUACGGUAAUAUCGGAAACUGUGGUUGGAAGUCUGGCUAUAGGUUCAUCUGCUGGAACCUGGGGGCGUAGGGUGUACAUACCUCGAUAG